Messenger RNA from Linum tenue, 5696 nucleotides. NCBI's taxonomy places the organism in Eukaryota, Viridiplantae, Streptophyta, Magnoliopsida, Malpighiales, Linaceae. The record is from the annotation of a GenBank genome assembly.
GUUUUCUCCACUGCUUCGCUCUCUCUGCUUCCUGGUCUUCACUUUUUCCAAAGUUUUGGGAAGUUUCUUUUUCGUUGGUUUGAUCUCUCCGGGCAAAUGAAAAUUCUUUCGCUCCCCUUCUUACUCGCUUGAAUUGCCGCGACGUGGAUGAUGAAGCUAAAGUUCAAUCGAGCUGCCUGUGAGGAAGAAGAACUGUGAGGUUUAACAAUGGAGUGGGCAACGGUGCAGCAUCUGGAUCUGCGGCAUGUAGGUCGUGGUGUUAACCGGAGAUUGCAGCCGCAUGCUGCUACGUUUCACCCUACACAAGCUCUCGUCGCCGUGGCAAUUGGACCUUGCAUAAUUGAAUUCGAUGCAGUUACAGGCAGCAAGCUCUCAACUAUCAACAUUGGGGCUCCUGUUGUUCGUAUGGGUUACAGCCCAACCAGUGGGCAUGCUGUAAUUGCUAUUCUAGAGGAUUGUACCAUUCGGGCCUGUGAUUUUGACACUGAGCAAACUUGCGUAUUACAUUCCCCUGAAAAGAGAUCAGAGCAUAUAACGAUAGACACAGAAGUUCAUCUUGCAUUGACUCCUCUCCAACCUGUUGUCUUUUUCGGUUUCAACCGCAGAAUGAGCGUAACGGUUGUUGGAACUGUUGAAGGGGGAAGGGCGCCCACAAAAAUCAAAACGGACUUGAAGAAGCCAAUAACGAAUCUUGCUUGCCAUCCACGGCUUCCUGUUCUGUAUGUGGCCUAUGCAGAUGGUUUGAUUCGAGCCUACAACAUUCACACAUAUGCUGUUCAUUACACACUUCAAUUGGAUAAUACCAUCAAGCUCAUUGGUGCUGGAGCAUUUGCUUUUCAUCCAACAUUAGAAUGGAUCUUUGUUGGCGAUAGGCGUGGUACACUCUUGGCUUGGGAUGUCUCUACUGAGAGACCCAGUAUGAUCGGAAUAACCCAGGUGGGCUCACAACCAAUUGCAUCAAUAUCUUGGCUAUCGAUGUUGAAGCUACUUGUCACUGUUUCAAAAGAUGGAACUCUUCAAGUAUGGAAAACGCGAUUGGUAGUCAACCCUAAUAGACCACUGAUGCCGGCAAACUUUUUCGAACAAGCUGGAAUCGAAUCAAUAGAUGUCCCUCGCAUUUUGUCUCAGCAGGGAGGAGAAGCAGUUUAUCCUUUACCAAGAAUUAGAACCUUAGAAGUUCAUCCAAAAUUGAAUUUGGCAGCUCUUAUAUUUGCAAAUAUGGCGGGUGCUGAUAAUAUGAGGAACAAGGCUGCAUACACUAGGGAAGGAAGGAAGCAACUUUUCGCUGUCCUGCAAAGUGCAAGGGGAUCAUCCGCAUCUGUUUUGAAGGAAAAGCUGUCUUCCUUGGGCGCAUCAGGAGUUUUGGCUGAUCACCAGCUUCAGGCCCAAUUGCAAGAGCAUCAUCUCAAAGGGCACGGGCAGCCAACAAUUUCAGACAUUGCAAGGAAGGCAUUCCUUCACAGUCAUUUUAUGGAAGGUCAUUCUAAAAGUACCCCAAUAUCCCGAUUACCUCUCAUAUCAAUUUUGGACACCAAGCAUUAUCUCAAGGAUAUUCCUGUGUGCCAGCCUUUUCAUUUGGAGCUAAAUUUCUUCAACAAAGAAAAUCGAGUUCUUCAUUAUCCUGUUAGGGCUUUCUAUGUGGAGGGUUUGAAUCUUAUGGCAUACAAUCUCUGCACUGGAGGAGACAGCAUAUAUAAAAAACUUUAUACAACGAUUCCUGGAAAUGUGGAAUAUCAUCCUAAGCACAUGGUGUACAGUAAAAUACAGAGGUUGUUCCUUGUUGUUUAUGAAUUCAGUGGUUCUACAACUGAACUGGUGCUUUACUGGGAGAAUACUAGUUACCAGGCAGCAAACAGUAAAGGAAGCACACUGAAAGGUCGUGAUGCAGCAUUUAUUGGUCCUAAAGAAUUCCAGUUUGCUAUUCUUGAUGAAGACAAAACGGGACUUUCAAUGUAUAUUUUGCCUGGAGGAGAUACAAAAGAAGGCAAAGAUAAAGAUUUAUUAUUAGAAGAGAACCCUACUGCUGAAGAAACAAAAGAUGGGUCUCUUCAGGGUCCAAUACAGUUUAUGUUUGAAAGUGAAGUCGAUCGUAUAUUCUCCACUCCAAUAGAGUCAACUUUGAUGUAUGUGUCGAAUGGGAUUCAGAUUAGUCUGGCUAAGUUGGUACAAGGAUAUCGUCUUUCAAACUCAGAUGGCCAUUACAUACAGACGAAAUCUGAAGGAAGAAAGUCAAUCAAGUUGAAAUUAAAUGAAAUCGUACUCCAGGUCCACUGGCAAGAAACUCCUCGGGGCUAUGUUGCAGGAAUAUUAACCACUCGCAGGGUACUCAUGGUAUCAGCGGACCUUGAGAUAUUGGCAAGCAGCACUAUGAAAUUUGAUAAAGGACUUCCUCCAAUAUCCUGGCAACUUUUUGGAACUGUGCACUUUAGAUCCCUUUUGUGGGUUGGCCCAGCUCUUCUUUUUUCCACUACUACUGCUGUCAGUAUGCUUGGAUGGGACGGAAUAGUAAGGACCAUUGCCUCCAUUAGCAUGCCUUAUGCAGCUCUUGUUGGUGCAUUGAAUGAUCGAUUGCUGCUUGCAAACCCUACUGAUAUAAAUCCUAGACAAAAGAAAGGGAUUGAGAUUAGAAGUUGUUUGGUUGGGCUUCUUGAGCCUCUUCUUAUUGGAUUUGCCACCAUGCAACAAACUUUUGAGCAGAAGCUUGACCUUUCAGAAACACUUUACCAGAUAACUUCAAGGUUUGACAGCUUGCGGAUUACACCGAGGGCACUGGACAUUCUCGCCAGGGGUCCUCCAGUUUGUGGAGAUCUUGCAGUGUCAUUAUCUCAAGCAGGUCCCCAGUUUACGCAGGUCUUGCGCUGUAUCUAUGCUAUCAAAGCUCUUCGUUUUUCAACGGCAUUGUCUGUUCUCAAAGAUGAGUUCUUGCGGUCCAGAGAUUAUCCAAAAUGUCCUCCAACUUCACAUUUGUUCCACCGGUUUCGACAACUGGGAUAUGCAUGUAUCAGAUACGGUCAAUUCGACAGUGCCAAAGAAACUUUUGAAGUCAUUGCAGAUUAUGAAAGCUUGCUAGAUUUGUUCAUAUGCCACCUUAAUCCUAGUGCCAUGCGGCGUCUUGCUCAAAAAUUGGAAGAAGAAAGUGUGGAUCCAGAGUUGAGACGAUAUUGUGAAAGGAUUUUGAGAGUUAGGUCUACCGGAUGGACGCAAGGCAUUUUCGCGAACUUUGCUGCUGAGAGUAUGGUUCCGAAAGGACCUGAAUGGGGUGGUGGUAACUGGGAAAUCAAGACCCCUACCAACAUAAAGAGCAUUCCUCAGUGGGAGCUUGCUGGAGAGGUGAUGCCAUAUAUGAGGACGGAUGAGGGAACAAUCCCUCACAUCAUUGUUGAUCAUAUUGGUGUUUAUCUAGGUUCCAUAAAAGGAAGAGGAAAUGUUGUGGAAGUGAGAGAAGAUAGCUUAGUCAAAUCUCUUAUUCCUUCAGCUGACAAUAAGCUGAACAAUGGAAUUCCAGAUAUCUUAGCCAAAUCCAUCUCUGGCAGUGCAAAGGGACUAACUGGUACGACUUCGAGUGGUGGUUCCUUUAAUGGCCUAGAAGCUCUUUCAAGACAAAAUGCGGCUGGUACGUCAUCUGCUGAACAGGCCAAAGCUGAAGAGGAAUUCAAGAAGACGAUGUAUGGUGGUGCAGCUGCUGGUGAUGGUAGCAGCAGUGAUGAAGAAGGAACGUCGAAAACUAAGAAGCUUCAAAUUAGGAUAAGAGACAAACCAAUUUCCUCCACCACAGUAGACGUCAAUAAAAUCAAAGAAGCCACUAAACAGCUUAAACUUGGUGAAGCAUUAUUAGGCCCUACCCCAAGGGCAAGGACGUCAAGUGGCUCUCAGGACCUUGGCCAGAUCUUAUCACAGCCUCCUCCUCCAGUUGCUGCCUCAGUUGGAGUUUCACCACCUACUGAUUUGUUCGGUCCAGUCUCCUUUAUCCAACCCACAUCACAACAACCAGCUCCUGCAGUUGGAGGUACUGCAAUUCCUGCACCUCGACCCAUCCCAGAAGACUUCUUUGAAAAUACGAUUUCUUCCAUUCAAGUUGCAAAGACCCUGCCCCCGCCUGGUACCUUCCUUUCAAAGAUGGAUCAAAGAACAGAAGGUGGCGAGAGAAUGGCACGUACUCCAAUUGAUGCUCCUGUAGCUGCUGAUAUUGGCCUUCCUGGCGGCGGUGUUCCUCCGCCGGCCACUCAACAACAAUCGUUCCCAAUUGAUUCAUUCGGACUUCCUGAUGGCGGUGUGCCGCCUCAAAUCUCUGCUCAGGCAUCCAUCAUACCACAAGUUACUGGACAGGCUGCUUUCCCCACUCAGCAUCACAUUGUUCAGCCUUCUCAGCCACCAAUCUCUUCACAGCCUCUUGAUCUCAGUGUGCUUGGAGUUCCAAAUACCGAUGACUCUGGGAAAUCUCCAGGACCUCCUCCACCAUCAUCUGUACGCCCUGGACAGGUUCCCCGUGGGGCAGCUGCUUCUAUGUGUUUCAAGACCGGCCUUGCUCACCUUGAGCAGAAUCAGCUUCCUGAUGCAUUGUCAUGCUUUGAUGAAGCUUUCUUGGCUCUGGCCAAAGAUUUCUCUCGCGGAGCUGAUGUCAAAGCCCAAGCAACCAUCUGUGCUCAGUACAAGAUAGCAGUUACGCUGCUUCAGGAAAUCACACGGCUGCAGAAGGUACAAGGACCAAACGUGCUGAGUGCAAAGGAUGAAAUGGCUCGGCUCGCACGACACCUGGGCUCCCUGCCUCUUCUAGCAAAGCACCGAAUAAACUGUAUACGAACAGCAAUCAAGAGAAACAUGGAAGUCCAGAAUUUCGCCUACGCAAAACAGAUGCUGGAGCUCCUACUAUCCAAAGCUCCCCAAGCCAAGCAAGAUGAACUGAGGAGCCUCGUCGACAUGUGUGUCCAGAGAGGCUCGUCUGACAAGUCCAUCGACCCUCUUGAAGAUCCUUCCCAGUUCUGCGCUGCCACCCUCGGCCGUCUCUCGACGAUCGGGUAUGAUGUCUGCGAUCUUUGUGGUGCCAAAUUCUCGGCGCUCUCUUCCCCUGGAUGCAUUAUCUGUGGUAUGGGCAGCAUCAAGAGAUCAGAUGCUGUUGCAGGACCUGUUCCCUCUCCAUUUGGCUAAGAAUUCGAGACCUUUAGCAGGCAUCAUUGACAUUGUCUCUUCCACUACUGACAGCCUCGGAAUUUUGACCUGAGAUUUCUUUUUAGGUCAUCUUUCAGGUAAAUCUUCUGGUCCCAAAGCAUGAGCGAGCUGCCCACCCCGCCUUGUUUGGUUUACAUGUCAUUGUUCAUUCGGUUUUUGUAUUUUUUCCUCGCUAUGUUUUCUUCCUAUAUCGUGAUCGUUUCCCCUUCGCCAUUCUGUCAUAUUCGUGCAGUCAUCAGGUGACCCCUGCCAUUGUAAUUGAGAUAGCAAUUUUGCUGCUGAAUGUAUACCUUUGUGCUUUUGUUGUAGGCUUCGUUUGGAUUGGCUUUGGGUUGCAUGUAUAAAAUGUACAAUUCAUAAGGUAGUUUGUUUUCUUUAUCUUGCUAACAAAGGGGCUGAUCUGGUGAUUUACUUGUGAGGACGAUUAGUGCUCUUUUUGGUUUUGGUGGGUUCAAUUCAUUGCUCCUUGAAAGUUUGUGUUCCCGUUCUACUGAUUUUCUUCUUUUGAGUCAUUCUGUCCAUUAUGAUUU